Cercospora beticola is the source of this 3459-nucleotide messenger RNA. RefSeq names its product F-box/WD repeat-containing protein. NCBI's taxonomy places the organism in Eukaryota, Fungi, Ascomycota, Dothideomycetes, Mycosphaerellales, Mycosphaerellaceae. Gene Ontology annotation, molecular function: protein binding. The record is from RefSeq and is a predicted model, not a curated record.
CGAGUUUCACGCCUCAAAGUCUUUGAUUCCACCGCCGGAGCAGCGUCGCCAGCAUUUGCAUGUCUCGCCGCACCGCGCCGCUGCUAUAAACGUCGCUGCCCAGCACGGCCUGCGCUUCCUGCUGCUGCUGCCGCUGCGUUGCGUUGCGUUGCGCUGCUUGUUUCCUACCCGUCCUGUCCUUUCGUCGUUGUUGCCAGGGCCACACAGACGCCGUCCUCGCGCCGUCCUCUCAUCAUCGCUCCAACUAUAGAUCACUCCUUGCUCUGGACGCUCAUCUCUCUUCUUAACCACGCCUCCGCCGCCGCCGCCGCCCACCGCGGCACCACCCUCCUUCCACCUCCACAGCCGACACUGGUCCUCGACGCCGCUUGCUUUGCAUUGGCCGCGAGCAGACUGGCUGCCAGCCUGUCCGGAUUCGGCACAUACCACACACUCGCAACCACGCAUACACGCCUACGCACAUCACUUCGCAUCCCGACUCCAUCCUCACCGCCGUCGCUGCCGCCAUGCUCGACGGCGCCGCUUCUGCCUCCUUCGCCGGCCGCUAUACCCUCCACCGCCCACGCAUGUCAGACGAGCGACCGCACACCGUGCAUGCCUCGUCCUCCUUAACACUCGACUUUGCUGGCGGCCAGGAGAAUCAGCCGCUGGACUACGAAUCAUCCUCCGACAGCGACGACCACACGCCGCGAGCAUCUGCUGCUGGCCCCAGCAGCUUCGACAAAGGAGCCGCCUUCCUGUCGCAGCGACGCAUGUCCCGCGACGAUACCGCCAACGACGUCCACGUGCUCACCGUGUCACCUGCUACUACAGCCGCCAAUGCCGAUGCAUUUGGGCUAUGGGAGGACAUACCGCCGCACCUUACGGAGCAGGAAUUCCAUCUGCAACAGGCGCACGCUGCACGCGCGAGAAAGCCUCUCUCCCCGCUGCAGACCGAAGCACCGCACGGCGAUACAGCCAAGUCCGCUUCCAUCGGCAGGCGGCUGUCCAGGUACUCGAGGGACCGCGUGAAUACGCUGCGUGAGAACAUGCACCGCUACACCCUGCCCGUGUCACGCGGCCGGAGGUCAAGCACCCCCAACCCCAUUGACAGUCAUGAGCCGGCGUGCAUCAAUCCUGCCUUACUCACCAAACAACAACCCACCUCGCCAUCCAAGCGCAGCGCUCGACACGAAAACGACAGACCUCGAAAGUAUCGUAACAAUUUCUUCCCUUUGGGUGAUCGCAAGGACACUCCAGCACCAAGCAGUACCUUGGGCCUGCCGGUACGACCUGCUAUCGGGAGUCGCUUCACUCCUUCCAUUGGCUCCGCGCCAGGCGGUGACGCUGCUCGCAAGGCCGCUGCCAUGCACAACCACCACUUCCUACCGGCUGGAUCGUUGGCGGAAUGGGUAGGAUCCAAUCAAGAUUUGCACGACCGUCGGCAUCACCUGGGCUCCAUGAGCAGUGCAGCAGAUAGCGGUGCAGACUUGUCCACAUACAGCGGUUCUGACAUGGGCUCUGUUCGCGACCCCGACGGAGAUGUGGACAUGCUCGAGCCCGAGCCAGCCAACCACGACUUCACCAGAAUCUUCCCAGAAGAGCUAUCUCUCCUCGUCUUCCAGCACUUGGACGCGCCAAAUCUGCUCAACGCUGAACAGGUAUGCCGGAAGUGGCACUCAAUGGCUACGGACGUAUCCGUGUGGCGCACCAUCUUCCUUCGCAAAUAUCAACGUCAAGUCUACACCGACCCCCCGCCAGUCCAAGUGGGAGGAAAGGGCAUAGGUCUUGCCAAUCGAGCCAACCAGGAAUGGCGAAAGAUGUAUAAAGCCCGCGUCGAACUCGAGCAAAACUGGCGAGCUGGUGCCGAUGAGGCAGGCAAGGCUGUGUAUUUGUCGGGGCAUACUGAUAGUGUCUACUGCCUACAGUUCGACGAACAUGUCAUAAUCACGGGAUCGAGAGACAGGACAAUUCGCGUAUGGGACAUCAAUACCUACCAAUGUCUCCGCGUUAUUGGAGGACCGAAUGUGAAGCCAGUAGCGGGUCCUAAAGUGCUGCGCACUGUCGACUACCCAUCGUUCCACAUGGCGACUGCUAGUGUGAAUGGCACGGCAUACGGCGACAACAUCUAUCAGGAGCCUAAAUAUUAUCACGAUGCAAGCAUUUUGUGUCUCCAGUACGAUGAAAAGAUCCUAGUGACGGGAUCUUCAGAUAAUGACUUGAUCGUCUGGGAUAUCAAGACUUUCGAGCCGAUCGCACGCCUGCGCAAGCAUGCUGGUGGUGUCCUCGAUGUUGCGCUGGACGCCAAGCACAUCAUUUCUUGCAGCAAGGACUCGAGAAUCAUCGUGUGGGAUCGCGAGACUUUGCAAGCGAGGGGUGAAUUGAUCGGCCACAGAGGUCCUGUCAAUGCCGUUCAAUUGCGAGGCCACCUGCUUGUCAGUGCAAGCGGAGAUGGCAUUGCCCGCUUGUGGGACAUCAAUCAAAUGAAGCUGAUCAAAGAGUUCAGCCCAAAGGAGCGAGGCCUUGCUGCUGUGGAAUUCAGCGAGGACAUGAAGCAUGUCUUGGCUGGUGGUAACGACAACAUCACUUACAAGUUCGAAACCGAUACUGGACGGGAGGUGAUGCAGUAUACGGGCCACUCGCAGCUCGUCCGUUCGCUGUGGCUGGAUAGCGCAAACGACAGGGUCGUGUCUGGAAGCUACGAUCUCGAUCUUCGCGUGUACGACUUCACGACUGGACAGGAACUCUGGCGUGGGGAGGAGUGGACGACGAGCUGGAUGCUCGCAGCCAAAUCGGACUAUCGUCGAAUCGUGGCUACCAGUCAGGAUGGUCGGAUUCUGAUCGUCGAUUUUGGCAUCCUGAAGGGCGCGCCGACAUACCAAUCGCGGGACGGCAUGCCCAUUGAAAAUAUUGAACUGCUCCGAGGUAUCGAACAUACCAGCGAAAUCAAAUUCCGAGACCCUUUCGAACGCAGAGACAACGUCACCCGCAGGUCUUAGGUCGACCCUGUAGCGAUGUCAACGGCUGCUCCGUCUGAUCAACACGACUGGUCUUCUGUCACCACCGUUUCUUCGCGUAGCAGUCUCCUACAAUUGGAACUAGCAACUAGCGAUUCGUUUGACUGGAACGACGAGGCCUUGGAUACUGUAACUCCAUUGUACGGAGAAUCAUGUGCAUGCAUGCACAUAAUGAAGGGGGCACGACGAGUAUAGAAAGCCCUUCUGCUAAUGUUUGGAUGUUCACGGAGGCAUUGACAGCGUUCGCGUGGCGAAGCAUAUCUCUUUUCAUCAUGCAGUGACUUGACGCGUGUAGCGAGGAGCGUGCGUUCGAGCAUCACUUUACUGUCUUUCACAUCUGAGGUCCAGGACUACCUGUAGGGAGGGACAGGUCGACCGGGCCUUGUGGACAAUCAUUCAGAGAGGAAAUUUUCAAUAGUAUGAGCAUAUUGCAAAGCAUAGAUUCAUCAAUUUUGUCAUCCAC